Pseudozyma hubeiensis SY62 is the source of this 3597-nucleotide messenger RNA. RefSeq lists its product as hypothetical. Gene Ontology annotation, biological process: regulation of gene expression. The transcript has a single exon. Lineage: Eukaryota; Fungi; Basidiomycota; Ustilaginomycetes; Ustilaginales; Ustilaginaceae. Bases 1 to 3597 code for a protein of 1198 amino acids. The record is from RefSeq and is a predicted model, not a curated record. Gene Ontology annotation, molecular function: protein binding; RNA polymerase II cis-regulatory region sequence-specific DNA binding; chromatin DNA binding.
AUGAAUGGCGUCAACGGUCCGCCGUCGACUCAUGGAGGACCGCCCCCUCGUAUGCUCAUGGCUGACGGACCCGGCGGCGCUGGCGGCCCUCCACCUCCACCACCGCACAUUCCUCGCUCCUCGUCUGCACAGAGUCGCAUCAUGGAUUCUGCGGGUGGUCCGGCUGGUCCUCCUGCCUCAACAUCUCCUGCGGUGCAGAAGCUCUCGCUCGCCAACGAAGCCGCCUGGGUCUCGAUUGGUUCGGCCGCAGAAGCCAUGGAGGACUACGAUCGUGCGCUCUCGGCGUACGAGGCUGCUCUUCGACACGACCUUUAUUCGGUCCCUGCUCUCAGCGCCAUCGCCGGCGUCCAUCGCACCUUGGACAACUUCGAAAAAGCCGUCGAUUACUUUCAGCGCGUGCUCAACAUUGUCCCCGAGAAUGGUGACACGUGGGGCUCGAUGGGCCACUGCUACUUGAUGAUGGACGACUUGCAGCGUGCCUACACCGCCUACCAACAAGCGCUCUAUCAUCUGCCCAACCCCAAGGAGCCCAAGCUCUGGUACGGCAUCGGCAUCCUCUACGAUCGAUACGGCAGCCUCGAGCACGCAGAAGAGGCUUUCGCCAGCGUCGUCCGAAUGGAUCCCAACUACGAAAAGGCAAACGAGAUCUACUUCCGUCUCGGCAUCAUCUACAAGCAGCAGAACAAGUUCCCCGCCAGUCUCGAGUGCUUCCGCUACAUCCUCGACAACCCGCCCCGUCCGCUCACCGAGAUCGACAUCUGGUUCCAGAUCGGCCACGUCUACGAGCAGCAGAAGGAGUUCAACGCCGCAAAGGAGGCCUACGAGCGCGUCCUUGCCGAGAAUCCCAACCACGCCAAGGUGCUGCAGCAGCUCGGAUGGCUCUACCACCUCUCCAACGCCGGCUUCAACAACCAGGAGCGUGCCAUCCAGUUCCUCACAAAGAGUCUCGAAUCGGAUCCCAACGAUGCGCAGAGCUGGUACCUGCUCGGACGUGCCUACAUGGCCGGUCAGAAUUACAACAAGGCUUACGAGGCGUAUCAGCAAGCCGUCUACCGCGAUGGCAAGAAUCCGACGUUUUGGUGCUCGAUCGGUGUUCUCUACUACCAAAUCAACCAGUACCGCGAUGCACUCGACGCCUACUCGCGUGCCAUCCGCCUCAACCCUUACAUUUCCGAGGUGUGGUUCGACCUCGGCAGUCUGUACGAGGCUUGCAACAACCAGAUCAGCGACGCCAUCCACGCCUACGAGCGUGCCGCCGACCUCGACCCGGACAACCCGCAGAUCCAGCAGCGCCUCCAACUCCUGCGCAACGCCGAGGCGAAAGGUGGCGAGCUGCCAGAAGCGCCGGUGCCCCAGGAUGUCCACCCGACCGCCUACGCAAACAACAACGGCAUGGCUCCUGGGCCCCCUACCCACAUCGGUGGCGGACCGGGUCCUUCGUAUCCUCCACCCCUCGGUGGCCCUCAGCUUGCCGGCAAUGGAGGAGGACGUGGGGACAUGUCCGAUCGCGACUUGCCCGGUCCCGGUCACCUUGGAUCGUCCCGCUCACCUCCGCCGUUCCGUGGCGGUGGCCCUCCUGGUGUAGACGAACGUGGACCUCGUGGUCCUCCUCCCGGCGCAUUGGCUCCCAUGGUCGGAGGUCCAGGUGGUCCCGAGCCUCAGGGACGUGGUGGGUUCCCGCACUCGCGAGGCCCCUCGCCCGGUCCACCUCGCAUGGAUCCUUACGGCAGGAGGCUGGGAUCGCCGCCGCGCCGCACGCCGCCUCCACCUCUGCGUGCAGACAUGCACGAUGCUCAUGGCUCAGCCCCACACGGCCACGGCCACGCUCACGGUGGCGACUUCCGUGGUCCACCGGCCCUUGCAGCUGGUGGGCCCAGCGGACCGCCCCCGCCCUUGGAUCAGUACGGUCGACCGAUGGGUGGUCCUAUGAGCGAACGCGAGCGCGAAAUGGAGUGGGAGCGCGAGAGAGAAAGAGAGCAGGCUGCUCGAGGUUACCCUGCCAGCGGACGCAUCACACCCAAGAACGAGCAAGGCUACGCACGCUCGCAGCACGGCGGCAGCAACGCGCCCUCGCCGGCAUUCGGAAGACCUCCUGUCUACGGACGCGACGAUGGUCGUGACCACUAUAACAACGGCCAUCCUAGCUCUGGACCUGGCGGUCCGCGAGGAGGCUACGAGCGAGGACCCGGUGGUCUUCAUGCUCCUCCACCUGGCUUGCGACACGAGGAGCGAGGCCCUCCGCCGCCUCAGUUCGAGCACGAGCGUGGUCCGCCUCCGCCUCGUCAGGCCGGUGACGGCCGUCACGAUGGCUACGGCGACGUUCAUGACGGAUCCAUGGGCAGCGCCCCUGGGCGAGGACCACCACCUGGACUCCGUGGACCCACCCCCGAUUGGGAGCGUGCUCGAGCUGGCGAGCAUGGCCCCCCUUCGCUCAACGAUGGUGCAGAGGGUCGCAACGCGGGCGGAUCUGCAAGCAAAUCGCGCCGGGGGCCCAAGUCGAAGGAUGAGCUCGAGGCAGCACCCGCGCCGCCCUCGCCUGCUCCGUCGGCGGCCGCCAAGAAAGGCAAGACAGCAAGCUCGCGGGCCAGCUCGCCUUGGUCUGCAAAGGGAGGUGCUGCUGCUGCUGCAAAGAACGGCAAGUCGGCUACGCCCUUCGGUGCAUCUACUGCUGCCAGUGUAGGCGGUGGAAACAAGAAGGGAAGCUCGGCUGCGCUGCUUGCGCGCGAAGAUCAGCCGGACUCGAGGGCUGGCUCGCCCGCCGGAGAUGCUCGAGCGCAACGCGAAAUUUCGCCGGCGAGCUCGGAUGGCAGCAACGAGCCACUCGCCGCGCGUGCUCCGUCGUCCCGCAUGGUGGACGAGGACUACGACGAAGGUGCUGCUGAUGCGCUGAUGGGUCUCGCUGGUGCGGCUUCAGCGUCCGCGCCGUCAAUGGCAACGCCUAUCGCGGCACCGGCAGCGCCUGUUGCGACGUCCGAUCGAGCACCCAGUCCAGAGAGGCGUGCGGCAAGCUCAUUGGGCAAGCGACCCUACGCGGACGAAGAGAAGGCAGCUGACGAGCGGGAAGAUUCGUACAAGCGAGCCAAGAGCGGAAGCGCAGCUGCUGUUGAAGCUGAAGUGACAAGUAGUAGCGCGAGACUCGACGAGGCUCCCGAACCUGCCCAGUCUGAGGCCAUUGCGCAAGCAGAGUCGGCGGAGCAGCCGAAGGAGACCACAGCUGCGACACCGCCGCCGCCUCCUGCUGCGGCUGUCGCUCCCGAGUCCCGAAGCAACGCUGCAUCGGAGAGCAAUGCCCAGCCGAUGGAUGUAGAUGGUCGAGAGCCGUCGCCGGGACCAUCGGAACCAGCAGCCGCGACAAAGGACUCGCCAACUACCGGUGAUCUAGCCGCAAGCGCAGCCGCCGCCGCCACCAAAGCUGGGGAAACCUCUUCGUCGCCUGCCGUCUCGACGACAGAAACGAAACAAGCGCCACCGGUUGCAGUUGAGGGUGGCGAGAAGGAGACCGCCGACGAUGACGAGAGGGAAGAGGAGGAAGGUCAGAUUCACGAGGAUCCGAGCGAUGCUGUUGCCAAGCCUGCAAGUGAGGAUGCCAGCAAGUAA